Hyla sarda is the source of this 4539-nucleotide messenger RNA. RefSeq names its product MICAL like 2 (gene MICALL2). The transcript has 18 exons. NCBI's taxonomy places the organism in Eukaryota, Metazoa, Chordata, Amphibia, Anura, Hylidae. The coding region runs from base 149 to 3553 and encodes 1134 amino acids. The record is from RefSeq and is a predicted model, not a curated record. Gene Ontology annotation, molecular function: protein binding.
AUAUAAGCCCCGCCCACAACGUAUUCCACCGCUCUCUUACAACUGAGCUAAUCCCCGCCCUGCCAACACAAGCCCCGCCCACAACGUCUUCCGCCGCUCUCUUACAACGGAGCUAAUCCCCGCCCUGCCGACACAAGCCCCGCCCACAAUGCCUUCCACCGCUCUUACAAUUGAGCUAAUCCCCGCCCUGCCGACACAAGCGCCGCCCACCCCCUGGUUCUGUGUUGUUCGGCUGGUCACAGGCUCACACGCUGAGCUCCGGUUGGAGGUGACAGUGUUGUGCGCUGCUGUGUAUGGAGGACACCACGUAUCUGUGCUGAGGGGAGCGCUACACCUCACCGGAGCCCUAUACAUCACCUCAGAGAUGGCUGCUAUCAAGGCUCUCCAGCAGUGGUGCAAGCAGCAGUGUGAUGGCUAUCGCGAUGUUACCAUCACUAACAUGACCACGUCCUUCAGGGACGGACUGGCUUUCUGUGCCAUCCUACACAAACACCGACCGGACCUCAUAGAUUUCAACAUUCUUAGCAAGGAGAAUGUCUAUGAGAACAAUCAAUUGGCUUUCCGUGUUGCUGAGGAACAGCUUGGGAUUCCAGCUCUCCUAGAUGCGGAAGAUAUGGUCCAACUUAAGGUCCCAGACCGGCUCAGCAUCCUGACUUACGUGUCCCAGUACUACAAUUACUUCCAUGGACGGUCGCCCAUUGGAGGCAUGGGAGGUAUAAAGCGUCCUCCGCCAGACACUACUGAAGAACCGGCCGGAAAGAAACAAACCAAUCAUGUACCUCAGCCCAAACCCACUCCCCAGCCGGCACAAAAGGGCGGCCCAGCUGUUGUGGAGAAUGCUCCAGUCCGAGCGGGCAUUAGAGAAAUUAAUCCUAACAGUACAGUAAGCAGCAACUGUGCCAUCUGCGGUAAACAUGUCCACUUGGUUCAAAGGCACAUGGCUGAUGGCAAGCUCUAUCACAGGAAUUGCUUCAGGUGUAAACAGUGUUCAAGAACAUUGCAACCAGGGAUGUAUAAAAUGGGAGACCAUAUGGGUAUAUUAGUCUGCACAAAUCAACACUGUAACACUCCCUCCCCUACGUCAAAUAGUGUUUCAUCCAAUGGACCAUACACACCUGUAGUAUCUUCUUCAGGUGGUAAUCGCAGCAAUCCAGUCACAACUAGUCAGCCAAGCAGCACCCCUACCAAUAGAACUUGGCAAAGCACCACAAGUCCAUCUAUGUCAGCACCAACCAACAGGACAGCUGCUGGCUUUGCCAACAAAAACACUACUGAUGUCCGUAACACAACAGGGCAAGAGUCUGGAUAUAGUCAACCAAGCAGCACCCCUACCAAUAAAAUUUGGCAAAGCACCACAAGUCCGUCUGUCCCAGCAUCGACUAACAGGACUGCUGCUGGCUUUGCCAACAAAAACACUACUAAUGUACAAAGUAUAACAGGACAAAAUUCUGGAUAUAGUCAACAAAGCAGCACCCCUACCAAUAAAACUUGGCAAAGCACCACAAGUCCGUCUGUCCCAGCAUCAACCAACAGGACUGCUGCUGGCUUUGCCAACAAAAACACUACUGAUGUCCGAAGUACAGCAGGACAAGAGUCUGGAUAUAAGACCACUCCUACUGUACAAUCCAUGGUCAUUAAGGAACCAACCCCAACAAGCACAACCAAACCUGAAUCCACAAACAGGACCGUAUUGGGAUUGUAUGUUAGCCAUGAAUCUAAAACUAAUUCCUCUAGUCCUUUGGUCCCAAAGAACAACAUGGCUUCCAACAGUCCGACCACUAGCUAUUUACAGACCAGCAAAGAAAACAAAGAUACUAGUAACUCUUUGUUGUCUCAGAAAGACACCCAAAAAGAUUUAAGACCUACUGGACCCCAAACCAAAUUGACUGGCACCUCAGGAAAUGUCAUAACGGUGUCUUCUCUGUCCACCGGAAAGUGGUCUCCUAAAGAGGAAACAAAGGAACAAGAUACCCCUGCAAAGCCUUGGCUUUCAUCAGCUGCAAAAAAUAAAGAAGCCCGUGAAAAGUUUUUUAAGUCAAGUCCUGUUGUUCCAGAGCCAACAACCAGUCAUAAUUCAACUGGACCAGAAUCUCCCAAAAUAUCUGUGUCCAACGGGCCUGGUAGAUCGCUGGUUAUUAAUGUAACACCACAACCAUCUGAGAACAAUGCUGGAAAAGAUAAAGCCAGGAACUUUCUUCUGCAAAAUAUACCCAAGUCCUCUCCUAAUACUGACGCAUCCAGCAGUGUAUCCACUCCCAAAAGGUUACAGGAUCCUCAGCCAAAUGGAACAACUGUUUCUACUCCAAAAACUGAGCCUGAGAAACCUGUUCCUAAGGAAAGAAAAAGUAAAGUGCCAACAUCUGUGUCAAGUCCUGAUCCCCCAAAAAGUAGUCCGUCACCUGGUAUCAGCAAAGGAUAUGGAACUCCAAGCUCUAAUAAUAAUAGUCCUGUUCCAGCACCUCGUACACAACCGGCACAGCCUAGUGUUCUCACCCCUGCCAGAGUCCAGAAGGUUGAGGAGUCCUCCCCAAAAACACAAAAUUCUGACAGUAAAGUGGCCCCUGAGAACUGGAGGGCAAUGCUGAAGUCUGUGGACAAGAAACCUGUAGUUCAGCGUACCGUGCAUGAGCCGAAGCCAAUCACAAAGGAAUCGGAGAGCACUACAACUCCCAAGAAACAAACUACUGUCACCAUCAUCUCCCCGAGCCCUGCAGACAAAGAGAAUAAGCCUGCUCAGCCGGCUGCACCCACUACCACGCCAGGUCCAGCAGUCACAGAAUGGACUAAACUGGCACCCCCUAAGAAGAAACUUCUGGUUGCCAAAAUAGACCUGAUAAGUGAUUGGCCCAAACCUGAGCAAAAGUGGCAAGAUGGCCCCGUGAUCCUUGACCCAGAGGUGCCAAGCUGGCGCUCACACAAGAUUCCUGCAAAUGACAUCUCUGUGAAAGAUUCCAUUACAAGACCAGUGGAAAACAGCGAUACAAUCUCUCCUAACAAGACCCGUCCGGAGUACAUCCCUGAAGAGGAGAUCCAGAGACAGCUCCAGAUCAUUGAGCAAGAGCUGGAUUACUUGGAACAGCAAGGAGUAGACUUGGAGAAGCAGCUGCGUAGUUGUGAUGGAGAUGAAUCAGAGGAUGCACUUAUGGUGGACUGGUUCAAGCUCAUCCAUGAGAAACAACUUCUGCUGAGACAGGAAUCUGAGCUGAAUUACAUAUCCAGACAGCAGGCUCUAGAGAACCAGCAGCAGGACGUGGAGACCGAGCUCCGCAACCUAAUGAACAAGCCAGAGCAUCUAAAAUCUGAAAGGGACAAAACCAAAGAGAAGGAACUUCUGGAAAAGUAUCUGCUCAUAGUCAACGACCGCAGUGAGAUUAUUGAGUGCCUGGAUGAGGACCGAUUACGGGAAAAGCAAGAAGACGAAAUGAUGGAAAAUAUGAUCCGAAAACAUUCAGAUUCCCAACAGAAGCAGCCCAGUCCGGAGCCAAACUUGAAGAGGAGAUCCCGCUUCAGCUUUUCAGGCUGGUUAAAGCCAAAAGAUAAAAACAAAACUUGAGCCUGCCUUGACCGGCAGCAGAUAUACGCCUGGCGGUAAGCCGCUGUAUCUUGCACGCGUCAUCUUGUGGAAACACUGGAUCACCGUUCACACUACUUUGCACGCUGUGCUCAGCGACGGGCUUUAUCCCGGACAAUCGCAAGCAUUAACUCCUUCUUCUCCUCCUCCGUACCGGACAAUCACUUGGGUGACCGCUGUCCAAUCUUGCACUCUGAUAUAUUGCUGCAGGCCGUGAAUGUCUUCCACUGACCUGUUAGACUCCGAAUGUCACAUGACACGCCUGCGACUUCACUUUUACGGUGUCGGCUUACUUUUACUGCUAUGCUUCCUUGAGUGAGUCAUAUGGUAUCUGAGAAUUUCCCACCAUUGCUCGUUGACGUCGACUGCCAGCUAUAUGCAUUGUUUACAUAACCUGCGCCAUGAAGCACGGACAAUACUGCAGUCUGCAACCAUCCGGCACCAUAUAGGGAGCCAUAAUCCAUAUUCGCAACACCUUAAACAGUACAUAAAACUCAUCAAGACCAACAAGUCAAGACCAACAAGACUUGCCCCAAGACAUGUUUGUACAGCACGACGAGGAAUACUCCUGCGGCUCUCAGGCCGUGAACGCCGGCAAUGCCCCCCCAUAUCAUCUGUCACAUAUGUGUGAGGAGCCAAAUCCCUGCUGAGCCAGAUCCAAAGUCUUCUAUUGUCUUGGGCCCAGCCGAGCACACUGGGGAAAAUUUACACAGAGGACUGCGAAAAAUUCCUUCAGUACAUUCCCGGCAGAACUUGGUCAACCCUGUGGUGAUUUGUGUUUUCUUUGUGUUUUUUUUUAUUUUUUUUUAUUUUUUGUGUGUGCAAUUUGCCUUUUAGGAAAACAGAUAAAACACUCCGUCUUUUGUGCACUUCUAUUUAAAUAAGCCGUGUUUCCUUUUUAGAACUAAAAGUCGGAGACGUGCUGAAUAAAGCCAAUGUUUAUUGUAGGUCCUUGUGUCUCUUAUACU